Messenger RNA from Ustilago hordei, 1047 nucleotides. RefSeq lists its product as uncharacterized. NCBI's taxonomy places the organism in Eukaryota, Fungi, Basidiomycota, Ustilaginomycetes, Ustilaginales, Ustilaginaceae. The record is from RefSeq and is a predicted model, not a curated record. The transcript has a single exon. Bases 1 to 1047 code for a protein of 348 amino acids.
AUGUCGGCAGUCUACUCCAUCUACACCUCGCCCAACCAUGCGCCCAUUCCUAAUCAUCUCCCAACCCUCGUUGUCACGCCAUAUGGUCAACCACACCACACCCUCUACUCCUAUAUUCACACCAACUACAACAAGGAGACCUACCUUCUCACUCCUUCUCCUCAGGGUGACCUUUGCGUCGCCAAGAUGGUUCCUCCCCCCGGCUCCCGAGGUGCCGCUUCUUCUUCCGAAGGCGGUCACUCCAAUGGCCAUGCCGACAAGACAGUUCGCUGUGAAGCAUCCCGCAAUUUGAAAUGGUCUAUCACCAACACCGGCAUCAACGCUCCAGUAUACAAGCUCACUCUGCCAAAUCCCGAUGCACCUGGUCACCAGCAGCCCCUCUUCCAGAUCUCGAAACCAAACCCCAACGCAACCUGGUGGACCAUGUUCUACUUUACAUAUGCUGGCCAUUUGAUUCCACCAAAGCGUAUCGAGUUCGGCAAGAUUCAGAAGAAUGCAGCAGCAGGCAGCGCAGGUGGAGGCGGAACUCGUGUUACUAUUGCAGGCAAGACACCAGAGGAGAAAGCAGUAUGGCAGACAUUGGGAGAAGGUAACGAGGACAUGGUAGAAUGGAUUGUGCUCUGCGCUGCACUCAAUGUACUCGAUGACGAGAUCAUCAAGGCUGCACAGGCAACUGAGCCAAAACAGGUUGCACCUCCUGGUGCAUCCAAGGCUGUCCCAUCUAGCCGACCGGCUGUUGGUGCUCUUCGUGCAGCUCCUCCUCCCAACAAGAUGCCCAUACCCCUCGCACAACCACAGGGAGGCGUCAAUGCUGCUUACAGAGGUCCCAAUCAGGCUACAGGCCCUCCUAUGCCAACAGGUCCUGGAGGUCAGCCUAACCCACAAAUGUAUCAGCAGCAGCCACCACAACAAAGAGGUCCACCUCCUCCCCAAGCUUACAGAGCUCCUCCGCAACAGGGUCGCCCAAUGCCACCACAGGCUUACGCUCCACCGCCGCAACAGCGCGGUCCUGGUGGGCCUGUUCCUGCUAGCGGUCGGAGAUUCUAG